GCAGGGAAGGCCCAGGGUGGGGCCCUCAGCCAGAUGUGCCAUUGGGCCAAUUGGGAGAGCAGCUGGGUGGGCUGGUCCCGCCAGGGCCAUACAAGAAAGUGCAGGCAGCUCACACUGGUGACCCAGGCUUUCCCAGACUCUGAGACCUAACUGACCGUUGGGUUCAAGGCUACGAUGCGGGAAAUCGUGCACAUUCAGAUUGGCCAGUGUGGCAACCAGAUCGGAUCCAAGUUCUGGGAGGUCAUCGGGGAAGAACAUGGGAUUGACUGCGCUGGGGGCGACUGUGGGGCUUCUGCCCUUCAGCUGGAGAGGAUCAACGUUUACUACAAUGAGGCCUAUGGUAGGAAACAUGUGCCUCGAGCUGUCCUUGUGGACCUGGAACCUGGGACGAUGGACAGCAUCCGGUCCAGCAGACUAGGAAUGCUCUUCCAGCCUGACAGUUUUGUUCAUGGUAACUCUGGUGCCGGUAACAACUGGGCCAAGGGCCACUACACAGAGGGAGCAGAGCUGAUUGAGAAUGUCAUGGAUGUGGUGAGGAGGGAGAGCGAGAGCUGCGACUGCCUGCAGGGCUUCCAGAUAGUGCACUCUCUGGGUGGGGGCACUGGCUCGGGCAUGGGCACCUUGCUCAUGAACAAGAUCAGGGAGGAAUACCCAGAUCGGAUCCUGAACUCCUUUAGCGUCAUGCCAUCCCCCAAGGUGUCAGACACGGUGGUCGAGCCCUACAACGCUGUGCUGUCCAUCCACCAGCUGAUAGAGAACACCGAUGCCUGUUUCUGCAUCGACAAUGAGGCACUCUAUGACAUUUGCUUCCGUACCCUGAGGCUGACAACACCCACCUAUGGGGAUCUCAACCACUUAGUGUCCUUGACCAUGAGUGGGAUCACCACCUCACUGCGUUUUCCAGGCCAGCUCAAUGCAGACCUGCGCAAGCUGGCAGUGAACAUGGUACCUUUCCCCCGCCUUCACUUCUUCAUGCCUGGCUUCGCUCCACUCAUGGCACAAGGGAGCCAGCAGUACCGAGCCCUCUCAGUGGCUGAGCUUACCCAACAGAUGUUUGAUGCCCGUAACAUCAUGGCUGCCUGUGACCCUCGCCGUGGCCGCUACCUCACUGUGGCUUGCAUCUUCCGGGGUAAGAUGUCCACUAAGGAAGUGGAUCAACAGCUGCUGUCCAUUCAGACGAGGAACAGCAACUGCUUUGUGGAAUGGAUUCCCAACAAUGUCAAGGUGGCUGUGUGUGACAUCCCGCCCCGGGGGCUGAACAUGGCAGCUACCUUCCUGGGUAACAGUACAGCUAUCCAAGAGCUCUUCACCAGGGUCUCUGAGCACUUCUCAGCCAUGUUCAGAAGGAAAGCUUUUGUACACUGGUAUACCAGCGAAGGGAUGGACAUAAGUGAAUUCGGGGAAGCCGAGAGUGACAUCCAUGACCUGGUGUCUGAGUACCAACAGUUUCAAGAUGUCAAAGCAGGGGUGGAGGACAGUGAAGAGGGUGGAGAGGAGGAGGCAGAAAUGGAGGCAGAAGAUGAAGAACAUUAGCCAGGAGAUAUGCUGUAGGGUAGCCACUUUCAGAAGUUUCUCCUAAGAUGUGUUGACUGUCCUGAAGGCCUUGGGCAUCUGCCCUCUCCUAGGCCAAAGGGUGGGUGGGACUAUGGGUGUGUGUAAUGGUGAUUUGUCCACAGUUACUAGCCAGGGCUGGAUGGCCAAUGCAUUUUUCCUUCUUCCUUUUCAGAUAGUAAGUGAAUUUACUGUUGUGAGCCCCAUUUAU
Molecule: messenger RNA, 1762 nt
Organism: Acomys russatus (golden spiny mouse)
Lineage: Eukaryota; Metazoa; Chordata; Mammalia; Rodentia; Muridae
Gene: Tubb1
Product: tubulin beta 1 class VI
Exons: 4
Coding region: 175-1533 (452 amino acids)
Biological process (GO): microtubule cytoskeleton organization; mitotic cell cycle
Cellular component (GO): cytoplasm; microtubule
Molecular function (GO): GTP binding; GTPase activity; structural constituent of cytoskeleton
Source: RefSeq, a predicted model, not a curated record